Messenger RNA from Vanessa atalanta (red admiral), 2274 nucleotides. RefSeq names its product cystinosin homolog (gene Ctns). NCBI's taxonomy places the organism in Eukaryota, Metazoa, Arthropoda, Insecta, Lepidoptera, Nymphalidae. The transcript has 10 exons. The coding region runs from base 242 to 1501 and encodes 419 amino acids. Gene Ontology annotation, molecular function: L-cystine transmembrane transporter activity. The record is from RefSeq and is a predicted model, not a curated record. Gene Ontology annotation, biological process: L-cystine transport. Gene Ontology annotation, cellular component: lysosomal membrane.
UGUCAAAAUAAUUGUUAGCAGUAUUCAAAUAACAUUAUUUUUUUUAGUAAAAAAUGUAAAAACAUUUAGAAAAUAAACAAUUAUUGUGUGCGUGUCUUAGUGUGAGAAUGAGUUAAAAUGGCUAAAAAAAUUGAAUUUAAUGAUAUGACGUCGAAGAAUGAAGUUUUCUUCCGGAAAGUAUUUGGACAGCCUUAUUAUUGUAAAUGAUACAUCUUUCUAUCUAGGAUAAAAUACAGGAAGAAUGGCGCGCUUUAAUACAGUAUUCGUCGGGGCUGAAGGACGUUCUAGUCAUAGAUUAAGCUAUUGUCUGAUUGCCAUGAUUCUCUUAGGAUUACCAUUAGCUCAGUGCCAACUUGAAAAGUUGUAUGUCGAUGAGACGGAUAUGCAUCUACUUGUGGAUGAAACGCAUCUGUUCAAAUUAAUUCAAAUUGGCGAAUACAAUACAACACUCCAAGUUGCCUCUCAGAUCCAACACGCUGAUAUAGUCCAAUUUGUCCCACCCGUUGUCGACAUGCCUGGUUUCGACAAGCCGGAUCCUACGAUGAAGCACACGUAUGAUAUAUGCGCGUAUGGCAAAAGUCCGGGACAUUCCGAAGUCACGUUUAACGUCACGCCCGCUGGCUUUGUGAAUCUGGAUACAGUCUUUCUCCGCGUCACAGUAAUGCACUCGAAUGCGAUAUACGUCAUCUCCUACAUCAUGGGUUGGAUCUACUUCGUCGCCUGGUCCGUGUCGUUCUACCCUCAAAUAUAUAUUAACUUCAAGAGGAAAAGUGUCGUCGGACUCAACUUCGACUUCUUAGCACUUAACGUGAUGGGUUUCACCAUGUAUUCAUUGUUCAAUUGUGGGUUGUACUUCUCGAAGGAAAUACAGAAAGAAUAUUUCAACCGUCAUCCUCGCAGCUUGAACCCAGUCCAGUUGAACGAUGUCUUCUUCUCCUUGCACGCUGCGUUCGCUACCCUUAUCACCAUCACUCAGUGCUUUUUGUAUGAGCGUGAUGGUCAACGGGUAUCGAUGAUAGGUCGCGGUAUAUUGACCACAUUUGUGUCCGUGGUCAUCAUUACAGCUAGUUUGGGCGCCGCUAACAAGAUCGCCUGGCUUGACUUCCUCUACUACUGCAGCUACAUCAAACUCUGCAUUACGCUUAUUAAAUAUGUUCCUCAGGCGUACAUGAACUACAAGCGCAAAUCGACUGAAGGUUGGAGUAUCGGCAACAUUUUCCUAGAUUUUGUCGGUGGUUUCCUCUCCAUCCUGCAGAUGACCCUCAACGCUUACAACUACAACGAUUGGAUAUCAUUCUUCGGAGACGCUACUAAGUUCGGUCUAGGACUAUUCAGUCUUAUCUUCGACAUAUUCUUCAUCUUGCAACACUACGUAUUCUACAGAGAUGCGCGGUACAUCCUCCUACCAGGCACUAUGUACAAUUCGGACGAACUUCAAGAUGAAGCAUAUACUGAACAAGACCUUGAUACAACAGAGUAUUACCAAGGGUCUCCCACAUAAUACCAACAUUUAUACAGAUGGAGUCCGAAACCAUGCUUAUGAUAAAGAGAGGAUAAUGCUGAUGCAUUUUACAAAUAGCGAGAGCAAGAGGGUAGAAACGUGUCUUGCAUACUAUUAUGUAUAUGAGACCAAAAGGCAACACAUUAUGGUUGACGUUUCACUUUUGAUAAGUGACAAGUUUAUUCAGUGAAAUAAAAACUAUAAAACUUUGUGUAAGUGGUUAACGUUACGUUAACGUUACCUACUAUUUACUUGUGGCGUCCGAGCAUAUUCUAAAAGAACAUUUAUUAUAAUAAAUUUUAAGACAACGUAACGUAACGUAGUAAAUAUUUUCAAUCAGUGGUAUUACCCAGUGCAUAGGACAAUAAUAUGACAUUUAAGUAGUAUAAGGCGCAUAUAAUUAGUAUUUUAAUCAAUAAUAUUGUUAGUAGAUCCGCUAGAUUCUAGGUUAGCUUUAUUCUUCACAGACGUGAGAAGACAAAACGUAUCAACAACAAAAGUAAAAAUUAAAAUUUCCAAUAAUUAGCUAGGAUACAGGGCAAUAUCAAAAUGUUACAACUUGCAAGUGUUGUGUACUUGAAUAUUACUAAAAGUAUGUCAACGACUGGCCAUUUUUUUUAUUGAGAGGCAGGAUAGCCUGUCUUAAUCUUUAUAUAAAAGCUAUCGAAUCUAUAAACGAUCUACCUCUAUCCUUAAUGCAUAGGUAUUAGUUAUAUGAGUGUAUAAUCAAGCAGCAAACAAACACGCCUUCUCGUAUUUAAAAUUAAUUUAAU